Molecule: messenger RNA, 1173 nt
Organism: Pistacia vera
Lineage: Eukaryota; Viridiplantae; Streptophyta; Magnoliopsida; Sapindales; Anacardiaceae
Exons: 3
Coding region: 1-1137 (378 amino acids)
Source: RefSeq, a predicted model, not a curated record
AUGAGGACGCUUUGUCCUAAUUAUGAUAAGGAAGAUGGACUCGAUACAGUCCUGGAGGUGCCUAUUCCUGAAGAAAUGUUUAUCAAAAUGGGCAGCACCGCCGCUUUACGUUGGUCUAAUUUACGUCAAUUGAUGAAAGCUCAAUCCCAUUAUUCUGAUAGGUCGUCAUACCUCCAGGCCAAAUCAAACAAUGAGUUUAUGGCAUUGCUCAAACUUGUUGGCUCUCCUCUCAUCUCUUUUCAGGUUCAAUUGGAUAGCCCCUUCAGCCGCCCCAUUAAAGAUUCUAGCAUUGAAGCGUCAACGGCAAAAUAUAUUGUACAACAAUAUGUUGCGGCAACAGGAGGACAGGCGGCAUAUAACACGGUGAAUAGCAUGUAUGCUGUGGGGCAGGUGAAGAUGCAAGGAUCAGAAAUGCAACAGGGUGAUGAUAGUGUGCACGCAAGAGGCAAUUGUGAGGCUGGUGGAUUUGUGCUAUGGCAAAAAAACCCCGACCUGUGGUGCCUUGAACUUGUUGUUGCCGGUUUUAAGGUAAGUGCAGGUAGUAAUGGCAAGGUUGCAUGGAAUCAAUCCUCUUCUCAACCCAAUCACGCUCAUCGGGGCCCCGCUCGACCCCUACGCCGCUUCUUUCAGGGAUUGGACCCCAGGUGCACGGCUAACUUAUUCUUAGAUGCGGUAUGCAUUGGAGAGGAGACGAUCGAUAAUGAAGCUUGUUUCGUACUGAAACUGGAGUCUGCUCCUAACGUUCUGAAAGCGCAAAAUUCAGCUAACACUGAAAUCGUCCAUCACACUGUAUGGGGUUACUUCAGCCAAAGAACUGGACUGCUGAUUAAAUUCGAGGAUACAAAAUUAGUGAGAAUGAAGACCGUUAAAGGAAAUGAUAAUGUGUUUUGGGAGACGAGCAUGGCAUCUACCAUUGAUGAUUAUAGAUAUGUUGAUUCCCUCAAUAUAGCACAUACGGGAAAGACUGUUACCACACUUUACAGGUAUGGAGGGGCACAUAAUCAUAAGAGGAAGAUUGAAGAGACUUGGCGGAUUGAAGAUAUUGAUUUCAACAUAUGUGGAUUAACCUACGAAACCUUUCUGCCUCCUGCUGAAGUCAAAAAAGGACAAGACGCUACAGAGCAUUCAGUCACCUAGAUUUCUUCUUUCCUGAUUUUUGUUAAAAAAAUAAUA